AUGUCCAUCAAUAUGCAAGAGGCAGCCACACUCCACGAGGCUCCGGGUGGGCACCGCCACGCGGACCACGGGCGCCGCGGCCUGGUUCCCAGGGUUCCGCGCCACGCUCCGGAAAGGCGCCCGCUGGGCACCGACGGACCGAACCCCUCUGAGGUCAGCGGCACCCAGAUCCCUGUCGUACCCACCCUUGCCCCGCCACGCCCCAGUGUGACAGACCGGACUCGCGACCCUCCCUUAGGACAAGGCCGGGCGGGGCGGGGAGCUGCAGCCGAACGAGGCCGAGCGUCGCGGUCCCUAAAACCGGACUCCACCCGGCCCAGGCCGCAGAGACACGCCUGGUUAGCCCGAGCUGCCCGGAGCCCACGCCCGCACGUCCACACGCCCGCGGCCUUACCUUUUCGCAGCGUCCGCCCGACACGCGGGCGGCCCGGGCUCCGCCGCGUUCCGCCUCUCGGAGGGUCUCGGGUCGGUGUCGGCGGACCUCGGCCUUUCGGAGGGUCUCGGGCCGGCGUCGGCGGGCCUCGGCUUCUCGGUUGGUCUCGGGUGGCGUCGGCGGGCCUCGGCCGCUCCGCAGGUCUCCGCGGCUCUUCAGCGAGUGGGCGGAGACUCGGCCCGCCUGUCCCUCAGGAAGCCGCCCCGCCCCGCCCCCGCCGCGAAGCUCUUUCUCCCCGGCUGCCCGGCUUUUCUCUCCCUCCGGAAACGCAUUCCUCCGCGCCGCGUCAGCCGCGCCUGAAAAGGAGGGGGAGGCGGCAGGAAGAAGGAAGGUGGGGCAGGGUGCAGACAAAGGAGCUCGGUCGUUCGGCCCUUUCUGCCUGGGGUACGGCGCUGAACCAAACCGAGGGCGCCGGCCGCCCGGCGGGAAAGCACAGCCGCAGUCUGUGUCCCGUCCCUGGGAUCCCGAGCCAGACCUCUCUGUGGGCUGAGGGGCAAGAAGAAUGGGGUGUUCUGCAGGCAACCCUCGGACCCGCCCCGUCACCCUAAGAUUGCAGACUCCCGCUCCACCCUUACUGUGCCACCCUGCGCUCCUGGGCGCCUCAUUUGCUCAGUUUUCUAUCUGGGUGGCCAAGCACAAAAAGGAAAAAUGUUAUGUUUGCGCAUUUGUUUUCUCUUUUCUGGAAAAAGAAUUGAAAAGUAGCCAGUCUCAAAAUCUAAAUGAGAAGCUUGAAACUUGGACUUGCCUUGUCAUACUGAAAGCUGUGGGACAGCAGGUGCCAUCAGCUUACCCGAAUAGUGUGGGCUGCCAGGAGGAGCAGGGCGCCCAGCCGUAAAGACAGCUUUCAUUGCCGGGUUUAUGAAUCCGAGACAUAGUGUUUCUGUUCUGGAAGAGUAAAACUGGGAUGCAAAAAAAAAAAAAAAAAAAAAGAUUAAUCACUAUGGAAAAGUUAUAUGUUGCCCAUGAGCAAAUCAAAUGUAUUGUUUAACUAAAAUUUUAAUAAAUGAGCAUCGUUUUUCUAAUUAGUAAAUGACCGAACUUAAGAGGCUACGUCUGCAUCAGCAGCCCAGCGGCAAAACUCAGUGAUGUUCGUUGCCUUUAAAGGUAUUGAUCUUACCACUUUAAGUGAGUUAAACCAUUAGCCCUGUCUCUGCACAAGAAACAGCUUUAUAAACAUACUCUAUCCAUGCUUGGCCUGAACUGUGUGAGCUUUUAUUCGUGUGACUUGAGGAGGAAACAAUCUACCACAAGAUUGAGACACACAAUAGUGUUUGCGCUGCUCUCCCAGGACUCAACCUAAGCUGACAGAGGAAUACCAAUUUACAUGUACAAGUCAUGAACUUUGAAGAAAAUAGAAAUUAAUAAGUUCCAUAAUUGCU
Messenger RNA from Mus caroli (Ryukyu mouse), 1812 nucleotides. The record is from RefSeq and is a predicted model, not a curated record. NCBI's taxonomy places the organism in Eukaryota, Metazoa, Chordata, Mammalia, Rodentia, Muridae.